GGGGAAUGGCAGCUGCACCCAUGGUCUCAUCAGCAACUGGACAUAUGCCCGACGACCACUAUAACUCUUCUUCCUGGGACUAUGUCGAAAGUGCACCAAGCAUCUCUCCGACAGCCAGCAAUGCUUCCCAUUCGCAACACUCUCGACCGCUAAUCGCGUCAACACCUUCAGGCAGAGACCCUUCGUCAAGCAAUGGAUCCUCGACAUUUGGAACUUCACCUCCGUCUGCCCCGUCAAAAUCAGUCUCGCCACCCCCUCAGCCAAGCAUCGACACUUCUGUGAAGCAGUCAGCGCCACCGUUGAAAUGGAGGGAUAGUGUAUCGACGUUGGAGCGACGUGAUACAUCAUCUUCUUAUACCGGAGAACAGGUACAGGUUGUAGAACCUACCUUUGAUGAGAAUGUGCUCAGAGCUUUAUGCGAUAUGGAUUCUGGUGUCCCUCUCCUGCUUGAUCGAAUAAAGCAAAGCAUGGUCUCAUGUAGGGAAGCAUCCGUUUUCUUCAAGAAACGUGCUGUCCUGGAGGAAGAAUACGGAAGGGGUCUACAGAAACUUGCGAAGUCCACCUCGGAGGUUUAUUCUAUGAAUGAUGGGAAGGCCGGGACAUUUGUCGUUGCGUGGCAGUCAAGUAUGAAAAUCCAUGAAACCAUGGCUGAGAAUCGAAUACGCUUUUCUCAACGGCUGAAUGAAAUGAGCGAAGACCUAGCCACUCUAGCGAAAGAAGUAGACAAGAAUCGUAAACAGACCAAAGAACUUGCUACUCGAUACGAGAGAAGUCUACAAGAGUCAGAAACUGCGAUGGAGAAGAGCAAAGCACGUUUCGACAUGACUGCAGAAGAACUUGAGCGCGUCCUUGUGGCAAAGGAAGGGGAGUCCAUGAAGGACACAGCAAUGAGAUCGCCAGGGGCUGGAGGGGGAGGGAAACGGGCUCUGGGAAAAGCCGUCCAGAAAGGUGGUAUGCUUCUCAAGGGCAAAAAUCCUCAAAAUAUCCAGCGCCAAGAGGACGACAUAAGGGCACGGAUGUCGACCGCAUCCGAUGUAUACAGAAAGGCCGUAUUAGAUACGCAGUCUAUGCGGCAAGAAUACUUCAAUUUUCAGCUCCCUCGCAUAUUACGGGCUCUGAAAGAGUGUGCAGACGAGAUUGACCUUGGCACUCAAUACCAUCUCACUCGAUACGCCUAUCUAUUUGAGACUAUUGUCCUCAGUGAUGGCACGACGCUUGCACCUCCCACAGCUGAUGACGGACAAGGCCUUAAAUCAAUCAUCGAAUCAAUUGACAACCGUGCAGAUUUCAAAGUAUAUAUGCAAAAUUAUGCAUAUGCACAUGGAGGACAAGCGCAUCGUGGUCCAAAGCGGGACGGUCCAUGGGAAGAGGGUUUCGUGCCGCCUUUACCGUCGUACGCCAAUACUGACAAAGUCUACUCGAAUCCUACUGCAAAUAUUUCAACAACGUCAGGGACGACGGCCAAUUCAAAUGGACAUCACCAAGGUCCAGACAAAGCCCGGCCAACGUUCGGUGUAGACCUUUCGGAGCAAAUGACACGCGAUACUGUCGAGAUUCCGCCUAUUAUAGAGAAAUGUUGUUCAGCCAUUGAGAAGUAUGGGCUGACUUCUCAGGGUCUGUACCGAAUAAGCGGGACGAUCACCAAGGUGUUGAAAUUAAAAGAACGUCUCGAUAAAGACGUUGACUCAGUGAACCUCGACACGGAAGAAUGGUCUUCCGAUAUUAAUAAUGUUACAAGCGUUCUCAAGCUCUGGCUACGAGAACUUCCUGAUCCACUUUUAACCCAUGCUCUGCACCAAGGCUUUAUUGAAGCUGCGAAAAUUGAGAACGACAGGCUUCGCCACAUCCGACUACAUGAAAGGGUGAAUGAACUUCCUGACCCCAACUACGCUACCUUGAAGUUCUUCAUGGGACACCUACACAAGGUGGUGCAACACGAAGCUCAGAACGCCAUGUCCAUCUCAAAUAUCGCAAUAGUUUUUGGCCCAACCCUCUUUGGCCUGCCGAAUGGAAACCCAGGGACACAACCAAUGACGCAGAACGGCAUGGCAGACGCAGCGUAUCAGAAUAAAGCUAUCGAGACCAUCUUGGAGCAUUAUACUGACAUAUUCAUUGAUGAGAACGAGGAAGUUUAAGGGCGGUCCGAUCGACCCCUUGCCGCUGCUAAUGUGUCCCGCGAGUUGCCUGUCUUUGUUUCCCUCCCACUCCACCGAUUCUUUCUCUUCUUUCUUCCUUUGCACCUAUAAUAUUGUUAUUCACUGAUACCCCACACGCUGCAGCCUCGCACUUACCAUGUGGAUCGCGUCAGUAAAUUUUUGUAAACUAGUUUGGUCUGGACACACACUUUCCCAUUUCACUCCUUUAUUUUCAUUUUUCAUUUCCUUUCAUUUUAGUUUCUGUUGUCGUGAGUCGUGUCCGGAUGUCUCCCUUUGUCAGCGACGAGGGAGGGGAUCAUUAUCAGCGAUGUAUUUUUUCUACUCUCUUUGUUUUGCGGAGCAAUUAUGCUAGCGGACAUCCCA
Fomitiporia mediterranea MF3/22 is the source of this 2519-nucleotide messenger RNA. Its product is annotated as RhoGAP-domain-containing protein. Gene Ontology annotation, biological process: signal transduction; regulation of GTPase activity. The coding region runs from base 6 to 2135 and encodes 709 amino acids. The transcript is spliced from 13 exons. The record is from RefSeq and is a predicted model, not a curated record. NCBI's taxonomy places the organism in Eukaryota, Fungi, Basidiomycota, Agaricomycetes, Hymenochaetales, Hymenochaetaceae. Gene Ontology annotation, cellular component: cytoplasm.